UGAGAAUUUCCGUAGGGGCAAAAAAUAAAAACAUCUGAUAGCGGACAGAGUAGAGUCGUAGCAAGGCCCCCUCAUUGUCUGUUCUCAGUCAUAGAUAUAAUAUUCCUAAAGAUUGAUGAUGGAGUCUAAGCCAGCUGAGUAACCAAAAUCGUUGUAACCAUAUCGAUAAAGUGCUUGCCUUGUUCUCAAGCCGUAGCUAUUGAGCUGGCUUAGACUCCAUCUUUAGGAAUAUUCUAUGAGUCGUAGAUUGUAUGAGUUCCCUUAUAUUCCUAGUGAGUAUUGUAUUCUUUUCUCUUCUUUUUCCGCAAAGACUAAAAAAAGUUUUGAUGAAAACCAAGAUAUCAUUACUCGUUUUAGAACGUUACGUCAACCAACUACCAACAAAGCGAAAGUAACGUCAAAAGUCAAAAUUGAAGUAACGUAUUAACUAUAAAACGUAUCCGUCAAGUUCAUUCAAAACCAUAGUAAAUAGUAAAGUAAAAUUGUAUUUACGUGAUAGGUUUCAGAAUUAACACGUACAUGUUUGAAUGUAUCUCGUUUAGUUAUAGAUCAUAUUAAAUGUCUAUGUUACAUUCAAAUGUUGAGCCCUCAUGGCAAUGGGCAACCAACGCUGAAUUUAUUAAUGACCCCUUAGCAGUGAUAUAUCACGAGGGUCAAUGGACCUUGAGUAAAGUUUCUCCUUUAAACAACUUACAAUACAACAGAGUGAAGCUAAAGCAAUAUGCGUCAAAAAUUCGACUAGCAUUGGUCAGUAGCGUGUCUGCGAGGUCUUCUGUCAAUUUUGCGGUGCAAUUUGACCAACAGUCUCUAUUGAAGUAUUGUGAAGAUGAUGCUGACGCUUUAAAGAUAAAUGUAGCAACAACAACAAAUGGUGGUAAAACUAAGAUGGCAUACACAGGGAUCUUGAUGUCCUGGGGAGUCAGUAAUGCUCCUGAAGGCACUGUUCACUUGCCCUAUAUGUUAGAGCGGGGAGAACGAAAAGUGGCAGAUGUUGUUAAAAUCUGGUUACAAAAAAUAUUUGACUGCAAUAUAAAACCAUUGAGCUUUACACAGUCUCAACUCCUGAUGUUUGGCUUCAGUUUUCUGGAGUGUGCAUCAGCAAGGGGAUCUGACCCUUUUGUCAUGUCCUACACAACUCCUGGGGCAGUUGACAUCAAGAACAAACUUGACCUUCGGUUCGAAGUCGGCGACGUACACUACAUGUGGAAUGCAUUAAAAGACGAGGUGAACAACAUGUCAGAACUCAUAAGCCAAGUAUACCAGAUUUUGCAAAAACAAAUAAUGCAUAUAAUACAGUAUGACAUAUCUUUCUUGGAUAUCUUCAAAAUCACACUGCUUAAAGCAGAGGUCAAAAGCAAUGGUAUUGUUAAAAUGAAAUCACCGGAGGUGGUGAACUCCGUUUUUACCGUAUUGAAUGAGAUCAUUUGCAAUGAGACUCCAUUAGACAGUUGAGUUCUUGUAUUACGUGUUGAUUUUGGUGUGUAAAUAUAAGUUACAUUGGCCUAGGCUCUCAACCAAAAAUGUUAGUUAAAAAACAUAAGUAUUGUAUUUUUAACAGCUGUGCUAUGUCAGUAUAUUUAGUUGACAUGUACAUACAUAGUUUCCUUCUGUGAAUGUUUUCACUUUGACUGUACAAUGAAUAAACAUUUUGAGUGUGGUGUCAAACAGAAAUGGUUUAUGGGAUCUUCUUAUUCUUCCUCAGCAUGUGUGUCCACUCUUGGGCACACGGCCAUAUGCCUGUCCAAAUCUCCAAGCAGCCCGAUUAGCUGCUUAUCUCCUGCAGUCUGCAUGCAAUUUUUUUUUUGAUGUCACCUCCCCAUCUAGUUGAGAUCUGUGAUGACUGUGAUCCGGUCUCUUUGAACGAGGCCUCCACGCUAGGACUCACUUGCUCCAGCUUCUAUCACCUCGCGACAUACGUGCCCGGCUCAGGUCCAUUUCAGAGUAGCAAUCACUCCACCAACUGUCUACUACUUUGGUCUCUCGCCGGAUCUCCUCGUUUCAGUUCAAAUUCUCCUUUGACCCUCUUCAUUCCGCACAUCGUUAGCGUCCACGUUUCGCAAGCGUAGGUCAUGGCGAACUGUACACAUUGGUUAAACAUUUUGUUUGGUCUUCAGUGAUUGAGGUAUUAUAGCUUUGAGCACAUUCUUUAGUUUACUAAAAGGCAGCCCAGGCCAUCUGUAUCCUCCGGCUGAUCUCCGCCAUCAUCGAGUCUGCUCUAAGCCUCAUUUGCUGUCCGAGACAGUUGUAUUGUCAUUUGUUCUAAAGGUUGGGUGUCCAAUGAUAUGGUAUGUAUAUUUGUAUCAAUGUGUAUUCAAAACGUGCAUUUCAUUAAUUUCAGUGAUUGUACACUUUUGUUUGUGUUUGUCAUUCAUUCACCGUUACUUCUGUUUUACUCAUUUCCUCAAAGGUUAACUGGAAGAGAUCCCAUACAGGGAUAAGUUCACCUUUGUUGUAUUUAAUUUACUCUGUAACUGUGAUUUUCGUGUUUUUAUUUCUAUGUACAAUAAAGUAUAUACAUACAUACAUAUGGAGCUUUGGGAUAAGUCUACUGUUGCCAUAACUUUUGUUUUAUUCAUAUUCAUUAUUAGUGGCGUGGCUUACAGUUCCUCUAAAAUGUGUUGGUGUUGUAGUUCAUGUGAAUUUUCGGAGAUGACGACGAUGCCAUCGGCAUAGCAUAGCGGAGAUGAUUGAGGGAUCCGGCGUCGACAUUUAUACCUCUAUUUGCCUCUCUAUCAUCCCAAUUGAUGAAUUUAGGGGUUUAAAAUCUUUCAAGACAUUUUUGAACAUCAUAUAGGGUGAAUUGGGUUAGCUUCAAAAGCGGAGUAAUGUUGAAAAUUGCUAAUAUCUACUGAACUAGAAGCACUUCCUAUUAUAACAACAGUAAGCGAGGUGCCGUGAUAAGGAUUGCGGUAGCGUAAGUGUUGCUAAUGUAUGAAAUGCUUCUGACAUUGUAAUAAUUAGCCAUUUUCAAAAUUAACCCGCUUUGUAAGUUAGCCAAUGCACCUUACAAAUGUUCAACCUAAUCUGUAAAAUAAAAUAGUAGUGACCUGGGUCACUGUCAGUGCAUAUAGUCAGUUGCAAGUGUAGCUACCAAAAGUAAUAUUCCGAAUAAAUUUUCUAAAUGUAGAUAAAUGCCUAAAUUUAACGUUCAAAUGUAUAUCUUCUACAGUCUAAAUUGUUCUACAGGUAGAACUACCGCUUUUUGUUAAGCUGUUACAGAAUGGUAGAUACUUUUGAAGCACUGUUUGAUCCGCUACUUUUGAUGCUGACUGUACUAAGUACUAACUAAAUUGGCUGUCUGUGGAACAAUGUUAAGUAUGUUGAUGAUUGAUAGCAAGACAUGUUAAUUUGAGCACUAAAUAAAAUGGACUAGGCAUCAAAAUGGUCCAAAAAGCAACAGAAAUAGGUCAUUAGAUUUAAUUUACUUACUUGGACUCUAUUGACUUGGUAAUAAGGGUGAUGACAUUUUGCCUAAAAUACAAAUAUCUCAGUUCUGCACUGGAAUUCCGCUUGGUGCCCAUGGAACGAAAUGAAGUACAUAGCAAUACCUAUCUAAUGAUCUAACUCAUUUCUGUUGGUUUUGUGGACCAAGCUCCAUACAAAGCUGCCCAAUGGUCCUUUGAAAAUCUUGAAAUACUAUGUAAUUCCAAAGAGAAUUGAUAUAGAGGUGGAUUGUCAAAGAAAAUUUUGCAGCCACAUACCUUCGGCCUUUGAUCUAUUAGAUGGCGCCACUUUUGAUAUUAAACAAAUUUAACACAUUUCAGUGAUAGAAUAAGGAUCAAAGUCAAAUGAAAGAUGAAGUGUUUCUGUAUAGAAAUAAAUAAUUUUAAUUUUUUUUUUUUUUAAGUUUUAAUCAUUUGCGGACUUAGGCAUUCUCUACCAGUCAACCAUUGGGCCAAACAGAAACUAAUCAUGUGUCGAAAGAUUGCAGUAAAUUUAUUGUGGCUACAAAGUUUUCUUUGACAGUCCACCUCUAUUUCAAAUUCUCUUUGAUAAUUCUUAAUUUGUUACACAUUUUCAGUGAUUGUAGCUGUUAUUUAGUAGGAAUGGCCUUUGAAGAACCGUUUUUCUUGAAAACGAAUCAUGUAAAUGUGUAGAUUUAUAUUUAAUAAAAUAUAAACGAACGUUGUUUUUUAACAUUUACUCUCAUGAAUUACACCUUACAAAUGUGUUUUUGCAUAUUGUAACCUUACAAAAUAUUACAUCAUUACAAUGUGCUAAACUUAAAAUAACCUAUUAUGUAAUCAUGUCUUUCUUACCUUGCAAGCAAUCCUCCCAUUUGAUUACAUUUUUACCACUCAAUGAUUCUUAAGAAGAUGUUAAAAUUUAUCUUAUUUUUAUAUCAAAAUUUUGAUUAAUGAAAACUGUGUAUCAAAUUUGGCAAUAAUUCAAAGCAAGGCAUGGUAAAGAUUAUGUAAAUUUAGUCACAUCAGAUUCUAAAUCAAUAUGAGGUUAUUCCCACUAGGUACCACCAAGUUGUUACCAGUGGUAUCUACUGGGAAAAAGUGGGAUUUUUUUUCUAAGUAGUUACUAGCAAAAUGUUAAGAGUUCAAUAAUAAUAAACACGUAGAAAUAGUACAAUAUAGAGUGCUUUAAUAUAUAAUUUUAAGUCAAUUAGUGUUUCAGUAAACUGCCUUAAGUGAUCAAAAAUAUUAAAACCGCAAAAAAUAAAUAUUUAAGAAAUUAAAGUGGGGAUGAAAUUUAUCUUAUUAAUUGUAAAUUGAAUUAAUUGUGACGUUAUCUAUGAAACCUGGCUCUUUGGUCGAGGGCGCUUACGCCGCACUGCGUAGCUCAGCGUUGUAUGUAUAUAAUCGACAAUAAGGUCCCUUUCAAUAAAUAACGUCACAAAUAUACGAACGAACAAACAAAGUAAUCAAAGACAGACUAUUUUUAUCACUAUGAAGGCAGUUUACUGAAACAAUAAACGACAUAAAAUUAAACUAAUUAAGUCAUAUUAAAUUUAACUUUUAAUUAAUUAUUGAUCAAAGCACUAUAUUCAUAGUUUUUAUUAGUAUUGAACGCUAACAACAUUUUGGUGGUAUCUACCGGGGAAAAAACCCACGUUUUACCAGUGGUACCUAACUACUGGGGAAAAACAACUUGGUGGUAACUAGUGGGAAUAACCCAUCAAUAUACACAUUAUACAUAGCUUAACAAAAGAUUAUUUCUAUUGUACAAAAUGCUUAAUUACACAUUGAAACACA
This is a messenger RNA of Cydia pomonella (codling moth), 5204 nucleotides long. RefSeq names its product centromere protein L-like. The coding region runs from base 559 to 1452 and encodes 297 amino acids. The record is from RefSeq and is a predicted model, not a curated record. The transcript is spliced from 5 exons. Lineage: Eukaryota; Metazoa; Arthropoda; Insecta; Lepidoptera; Tortricidae.